CCGCCGCUCCCCCCCCAUCUCCUCCCCAACAUUUCGCAAACCAUCCACCUUCUCGCCCGCUUGAAACCUCAGAUUCGUUUCUUAUCCUCACCGGCGGUGACCAGAAAUGUACUGCCUGGAGCCCAGUCCCGGGGCUGAGCUAGCCCUCCUUGAGUCCAUCCGCCACCACCUCCUUGACGACCCGGCCCCCCCGGCCGCGGUCCCGUCCUCCGCGGUGCCCGCAAACCCCGUCUACUGCCGGAGCUCCAGCUUCGGCAGCCUCGUCGCCGACCAGUGGGGUGACCUUCCUUUCCGGCUCGACGACCCCGACGACAUGGUCGUGUACGGCGCCCUCCGCGAUGCCUACUCCCAUGGUUGGAACCCCUCUCCCGAAGCCGGUAACGUCACCGCCCCUGCUGCCGUGGUCGUCAAAUCGGAGCCCGUGACCGAGCUGCCGGUGGCGACGCCUGCGAUCCAGGCGCAUCCGGCGGCUGCGGCGGCGGCGGCGGCGCCGACGAAGGGGAAGCACUACAGAGGGGUGAGGCAGCGGCCGUGGGGGAAGUUCGCGGCGGAGAUCAGGGAUCCGGCGAAGAACGGGGCGAGGGUAUGGCUGGGGACGUUCGAGACGGCGGAGGAGGCCGCCAUCGCCUACGACAAGGCGGCCUACCGGAUGCGCGGCUCCCGCGCGCUGCUCAACUUCCCGCUCCGGAUCGGGUCGUCGGAGGCCGCAGCGGCGCCGGCGCCGGCGAUGGCGUCACCCUCGAAGAAGCGGGCCUCGCCGGAGCCCUCUUCCACCUCUUCCUCUCCCCGCUCCCCAUCCUCCUCCUCGUCGUCGUCGGAGAAGGCGUCGCCUAAGAGGAGGAAGAGAGGGGAGGCCGCGGCAGCGGCGAUGGCGAUGCCACCGGUGGCGGCGACCUCCAUGCCUCCUCCUCCGGUUGUGGUUUCCGUUCCGGUCCAGGCGCAAGCCGGUCUGGGUUUCGCGAGCCGGCAGGAGGGUUUCCCGGUUGGUCCGGUCGUGCAACUGGCACCUGUCGGUCAGCUGUUGGUGAGUUAAUCAGUGGUCGUGUUAAAAAUCCGAACAAGAGGGGUCGGGUAAUUAGCGGCGAGAACAAGAGCUUUUCGAUGUCUCGAAAGUUUGAGUAAAUCGUGGAAAGUUGAGGGGCCAAAAUGGAUAAAGAUGGAAAGAAGGUGGAAAACGGGUAGCGGAAGGUCUGUUCUGCUGCAACCUUCGAGGGGCAAAACAGAAGAUAUCUGUUUCUGCGAUUUGGUGUAGUGGCUUUGGGGUUCUUGUGUGAUUUAUUAAAAUUAAACCCUAAAACUUUAUUGUAUAAAGUACGAAGAGUUCUAGAUGAUCCUCUUUAUUCUUUAGUGAAGGUUCCAUUUCUACAAGGGAUUUCUAAAAAAAGGUUUCUUGAAUGAUCUA
Molecule: messenger RNA, 1402 nt
Organism: Elaeis guineensis (African oil palm)
Lineage: Eukaryota; Viridiplantae; Streptophyta; Magnoliopsida; Arecales; Arecaceae
Product: ethylene-responsive transcription factor 1
Biological process (GO): ethylene-activated signaling pathway; regulation of DNA-templated transcription
Molecular function (GO): DNA binding; DNA-binding transcription factor activity
Source: RefSeq, a predicted model, not a curated record